CUGUGCCGCUGCGACAGCAAGCUGCUGUACUGUGAGGGGCUCAACCUCACAGACAUUCCCCGCAAUCUGAGCAGUGCCAUGGGCCUGUCCAUGAGAGAGAACAACUUAACCGAGCUGCGUGAAGGCCAACUGGCUGGUCUGUCGCAGCUAACCUGGCUCUACCUAGACCACAACAACAUUGACAUUGUAGAGGAGGGUGCUUUUGAAAGGCUAAGGCGGGUUAAGGAGUUAGACCUCAGCAGCAAUCGCAUUGAGAGUCUGCCAAAUGGUACCUUUAGGCCCCUGCCAAACCUGCGUAUCCUGGACCUCUCUUACAACAGGCUACAGGCACUGGAGCCCGACCUGUUCCAUGGCCUUAGAAAGCUCACCAAUUUGCAUUUGCGCUACAAUACUCUCAAAUUUGUGCCAGUGCGGAUUUUUCAAGACUGCAGGAGCAUGCAGUUUCUGGACUUGGGAUACAACCAGCUGCAGAGCCUGGCAAGAAACUCCUUUGCUGGCCUUUUCAAGUUGACCGAGUUGCAUCUUGAGCACAACGAGUUGGUCAAAGUAAACCUUGCCCACUUCCCUCGCCUCAUGUCUUUACGUACUUUGUACAUGCACAACAAUCGGGCCACUAUUGUUGUUAAUACACUGGAGUGGACAUGGACUUUUUUAGAGAAGAUCGACCUAUCGGCAAAUGAAAUUGAAUACAUCGAGCCGCAUGUUUUCGAGAGCACCCCGAACCUCAAGGUGUUGAUGCUCGACUCCAAUCGGUUGACCUCUGUGGAUCAGCGCAUCCUGGAUUCCUGGUCAUCUCUGGACAGCAUUACCUUGGCGGGGAAUGACUGGGAGUGCAGUCGUAACGUGUGUGCCUUGGCCUCUUGGCUGAGUGCCUUCCGAGGCCAGCGUGACAGUUCCCUGCUGUGUUCCAGCCCUGACACUGCACAGGGCGAGGAUGUGUUGGAUGCUGUCUAUGCUUUCCAGCUAUGUGAGGAUUCCCCAAAAGAGGUGACCACAGCAGGCCUGUAUGUCUCAACACGGGAUCUGGCACAGGGUGGCUCGGUGUUUUUGGGCCCAUUCACACCAAACCCUUACGAGGGCGAGGGCAGUGAGGUGGUCACAAGUUCUUUCACCGUCACAGUCGGCCCCGAUGACGUUGAGAGCACCAUGCAGAUCCACAAAGUGGUGACUGGCACCAUGGCGCUCAUUUUCUCCUUUUUCAUCAUAGUGCUCAUGCUCUACGUGGCAUGGAAGUGCUUUCCAGCUGGAGUAAGGCAACUAAGGCAGUGCUUUAGCAGUCAACGUCGCAAGCAGAAGCAAAAGCAAAGCAUGCAGCAGAUGGCUACCAUCUCCACACCGGAGUACUAUGUUGACUAUAAACCCAACCACAUUGAAGGAGCUUUGGUAAUCAUCAAUGAAUAUGGCUCUUGCACUUGCCAACAGCAAACUUCUCGGGAAUGUGAGGUGUGA
Menidia menidia (Atlantic silverside) is the source of this 1449-nucleotide messenger RNA. NCBI's taxonomy places the organism in Eukaryota, Metazoa, Chordata, Actinopteri, Atheriniformes, Atherinopsidae. The record is from the annotation of a GenBank genome assembly.